AUGCCUUUGGAUACAAUCUACCUGACCCGUCAUGGUCACCGCCUCAACUGGACCAUCGACUUCCGCACCGGCACCUACAAGGCCCAAUUCCCCACGCCGACAGGAAACCCAGCAGACCCUGCGCUGACCUCACAUGGCGUUCGGCAGUCGCACGAGCUGGCAGAACAUAUUGCUGCUUCUCAAUUCCAUCCCAAGCCAUUCCGCGUCUAUUCGAGUCCAUUCUACCGCUGUCUGCAGACGAUCCAGCCCUCCGUCGAAGAACUGAAGAGGAUAUCCGCCGAGUCUAGACAUGGCCAGCAGAAUGCUCCCGGUUUGAUUGACCGGCAUGCGGAUUUGGAUGUUAGGAUUGAGAAUGGAUUGGGAGAAUGGUUCGGCGCAACAAACUUCUUCGACCACCCCUCCCACCCAACCCCCAAAGAAAUGAGCCUCCAUUUCCCAACCCUCAUCCCAGAAACAAGUCUCCAAAACUAUAAACCACUCCUAAUCCCCUCCAGACGCGGCGAGACAAUCGGCCAACUCCACAAUCGCGUCGCAAUAGCCUUGCAGGGAAUAAUUACCGACAUCGACGCUGAGAUCACAGCUCUGGAAGCACAGUUACCCCCAGACCAGCGGACCAGCAAAUCCGUCUUGAUCUGCGCGCAUGCAGCACCACUUAUUGCCAUGGGUCGUGCGUUGACGGGUCGUAUGCCUGAUGACAGUUCUGAAGAGGAUUUUAAUGUCUUCACUGCUGGCUUGAGUACGUUUAAGAGGCGGGGGACUUCAACUGCUGUUGUUGAGGGUAAACGAUUACGACCGGAGGGUGAGGGUGAGAGUCCCCUUGCUGAAGGCACGAAGCAUUUCAAUGGCGAGGAGUCUUUUGAUACUGGUCCUAUGGCUCCGGCUUCUGAGCCAGCGCCGAGUAAGACCGGUACGAAGUUAUGA
This is a messenger RNA of Penicillium arizonense, 921 nucleotides long. RefSeq lists its product as uncharacterized. The transcript has 4 exons. The coding region runs from base 1 to 921 and encodes 306 amino acids. The record is from RefSeq and is a predicted model, not a curated record. NCBI's taxonomy places the organism in Eukaryota, Fungi, Ascomycota, Eurotiomycetes, Eurotiales, Aspergillaceae.